Protopterus annectens (West African lungfish) is the source of this 6172-nucleotide messenger RNA. RefSeq lists its product as uncharacterized. Gene Ontology annotation, cellular component: centriole; pericentriolar material; cytoplasm. The record is from RefSeq and is a predicted model, not a curated record. The transcript is spliced from 27 exons. Gene Ontology annotation, molecular function: protein kinase binding. The coding region runs from base 155 to 6172 and encodes 2005 amino acids. Gene Ontology annotation, biological process: centrosome-templated microtubule nucleation; mitotic spindle assembly; centriole replication. NCBI's taxonomy places the organism in Eukaryota, Metazoa, Chordata, Ceratodontiformes, Protopteridae.
UCUAGGUCUUGCAGUAGUACCCGAAGAGCUAAACUUUGCCACUGCAUGCUGUGUUGGGAUUGCUGCUCAGACUUCACUCAGGAUACAUAAUCCAGUAGACCGCUGGCUGCAAGUUAGCAUUGGGAUCGUUGGGAUUUCUGUAAAUGGUGAGAAGAUGGAUCCUGUGGCAUACCAGUGUUUGAUAAUGAAAAACAAAACAAUAGUUGGACCUUACAGUACAGAAGACUUGAAAGUUUUGUUUCUACCUCCCCAUCCUGGAGUGUUUCAGUGUUUGUUAAAUGUGUCAUCCUGCUCAGUGUCUGCAGAUAAAGAAACUGUAGCCAGAGCAGAAGCUCUGGCUGUGAGAGUGGUUUUGACAGCAGUGGCAGAAAAUCCAGUUAUAGAGGUGGAUUCUGAGCAGAAAGCAUGUUUGAAUUUUGGUGAACUUUCAUAUGGCAGCAGGAAGAUGCUUCCACUGAAACUGUUGAACCGGACUUGUGCUGUUGUGCCCAUCAGGCUUGUUAUAAGAGCAAAUGCUGCAGCAUGGCAGUGUUACACAUUUUCUAAAACGCCAGUGCACAUUUCAUGUGAACAGUUUCUUCAGACCGAUAAAAUCUUAAGAGUAUCUGCCCCAUCUGUGAUAAAUCAUGUGAUGCACGCUAACUGUGAGGGAAUGGAGCCUGAAGAAUUUGUAGUGUACAUUCACUUUCAUGCACCGCAGAGGUAUCUCCCCAAUUCAGAUCCUUUGGGCAUAUCUGAAGAAUUAUUUGCUCGAAUUGACGUUGAGUUGGAUAGUCCUGCAGGUACAAAAGUUUUGAAAAGCAUAGGUCUCACUGCCAAAGUUGGAACUGCCAGAAUACAUGCACCUAAAGACCUCCAGACCGUAUAUCUGUGUGCUAAAAUGGGCUGUACUGCCAAAGAAGUCCUGCCUUUAAAAAAUGCUGGAAAUAUUGCUGCCAGUCUAAAAAUUAAGACCACAAACCCAGAAAAAGGUUUUAAUGUCUGGCCUGAAGAGAUUUCACUUCAGCCUGGAGAAGAGAAAUCAGUGGAGAUAUCAUUUUGCCCUCUGAAUUCAGAGAGUUGUGGAGAAAGCAUUUUAACUGUUUUGGUGCAGCCUUUGGGUCCACAGUAUGAAGUUAAACUGAAAAGUGAGAUUCUCAAAACUGACAUACCUACACUGGCAACCACACAGGAAGUACCUCCAGUUCUAUCCAAUAGGCAGUUUUUGGCAUGGGGAGGAGUUGCCAUGAACCUUGCAGUGCAGCAGAAAUUGACUCUCAGAAAUGACUCUACAAAUAUAACACAACGUCUGAGACUGCUGGUGAAAGGUCAAGAUCAGGAUUGCUUUCAGUUGCAGAGUACUUUUGGCUCUGAGGAGAGAUUGACUAGCAGUCUAGAACUUGCCAUUCGUCCUAAAGAAGAUGCAAGCAUUUAUUUGUUGUUUGCUCCAACACGAGUGGCCUGCAUGCUAGCUAAACUUGAAAUUAAACCAUCUAGGCUUCAUCCCUUGCAACCUGGGAUAAAAUUCACAAUUCCCCUUUCUGGUUAUGGAGGAACAAGCAACAUAAUCUUGGAAGGUGUUAAAAAACUGUCUGAUAGUUAUGUGGCAACAAUCAGCAUUAUUCCUAACAGAAAUAGCAAAGUUGAAUUCAUUGUGAGAAAUACUGGCUCACGGGCUGCUUAUGUUAAAAUUGUAUGUUUAACGGAUCUUCACAGCAAGGCACUCAUGGAUCCCAAAGUUCUUGGUGUUUCUCCAGAGCAGUUUAUACUGAAAGAAAAUGCACACCAGAUGAUUACUUUAGAAUGUUGUUCUACUACAAGAGAAGUCAUUUUAUGUAACUCAAGCACUGGUGUUCUUUCCUGUGUAUGUUUUGUCACUGGAGAUGAAAUCUGCAGACAGCAGUUCCGCAGAAGCGUUUCGUACAAGCCAGAAGUAGCAAAGCAGAGUCUGCCAGAAAACACCAUCCUGAGAAGAAUUGAUUUUAGUUCAACUUUUCCUGGAGAAGAGCUGGUGACUGAAGUUUAUGAUCUUCCACAGCAUCCUAGUGAUGUCCAGAUGUUUUUUCGAAACACGCACAAGAUUCUCCUGAAUGUAGUUGGAAAUUACUCAACUGACAAAAACAGUUGUGAAUAUGAAGGCAGUACAGUGCAGACAUUUACACAACCUUGCUAUAAAUCAGACAGUGUACCAAGAAGUUCUGAAGAGCACAUCGGCAACAUGUCCUUGGAUGUUCUUCCAGUCAAAGGCCCUCAAGGCUCGCCUAUAAAUGUUGUUGAUCCAUUGCAUAAAACCCCUGUAGAGUCUUCACUUACAUGGAGCAUUGAGCCAGAUCAUCUCAUUCUCACUGCUCCAUCCAUCAAUGUAGAUCCAGAAACUGGACGUGCGCACAUUAUAAAUGACUCUUCCACAGACUUGAGAUUUGAAUUGACUUGGCCAGGCCAUUGUUUAACAGUUACACCUCAUCAUGGAGUAAUUGAACCUCGGAGUCGUCUUCUUGUUCUUGUGAGUCCCAAUUCAUCUCUUGCUACAAGAUGGUCACCAGCAGUACUACCGUGGAGUGGGCAGAUCUAUGUGAACUGUGGUGGUGAACAAAAGAUCAUUAAAGUCAAGAUACGUGAAGAUGCUACUCAAGAUAUCUGUGCAACAGCUGUAGAUACCAAGCAGGAUGAUCUUCCAACAAAUCUGGAGACACCGGUUGUAAACAUAGCUAAACAUCUCUCUAAAUCACCUGCAGCAAGAGUUGAGAUUAUGCCCAAGAUGCUGACAUUUCCUCCAACUGCAUCUGGUUCCUGUUCAGAAGAACAUAUUCAAGUUAAAAACCUCGAGGAAGAAGCUAUCCGAUGGUAUGUGAUGUCAUUUGCACCAGCUUAUGUCAAGGGGGUUGAUGAGAGUGGAGAUGUUUACAGAGCAACCUACUCAGCUUUUCAAUGUUCGUGUCUUUCCGGCACAGUAGCACGUUUUGGAGAAACAAAGGUGCCCAUAACCUUCUGGCCUAGAGAUAAAGGAAGAUAUUCACAGUUUUGGGACUUUGAGUAUCACCCCAUUGCCGAACCUCAGAAAACGGGCAAAAUUCGAUUUCAGCUUUGCGGAGAGGGCAUUAGAUAUGAUAAAAGGCCAGUAAAGAGCAAGAAUCGCUCUACAACUGUGGUAAAGACCGAUGCUGCUGUUCAGCAUACAACCGAUCCUGUUCCUGAUCUAUCCAUUCCAAAACACAGGAUUAAGAAUGUCUCUACAACUCUGGUAAAGACUGAUGCUGCUGUUCAGCAUACAACAGAUCCUGUUCCUGAUCUAUCCGUCCCAAAACACAUGAGUAAGACUGUCUCUACAACUCUGGUAAAGACAGAUGCUGUUGUUCAACAUACAACAGAUCCUGGUCCUGAAUCAUCUGUUCCAAAACACAGAAGUAAGAAUGUUUCUAGAACUCUGGUAAAGACUGAUGCUGCUGUUCAGCAUACAACAGAUCCUUGCCCUGAUCUAUCCAUUCCAAAACCCAGGCGUAAGAAUGUCUCUACAACGCUGGUAAAGACUGAUGCUACUGUUCAACGUACAGCAGAUUCUGGUCCUGAAUCAUCUGUUCCAAAACGUAGAAGUAAGACUGUCUCUACAACGCUGGUAAAGACUGAUGCUACUGUUCAGCAUACAACAGAUCCUGGUUCUGAAUCAUCUGCUCCAAAACACAGGAGAAAGACUCUCUCUAAAACUCUGGUAAAGACUGAUGCUGCUGUUCAACAUACAACAGAUCCUGUUCCUGAAUCAUCUGUUCCUAAAAACAAGAGUAAUAGUGUCUCUACAGCUCUGGUAAAGGCAGAUGAUGCUGUUCAGACAGAUACUGGUCUUGAAUCAUCUGUUCCAAAAAAAAGGUUCCAGUGGUUCGGGUCUUCUGUGGCUUCUGACUUUGUGGUCUUAACAGUUUGCGUCUCUAUUCUUGGAUCUACAGUUUGUUUCAUGUCUUCAGAAAGCCCUUCCAGCCCCGCCAGCCCGAACAUUUUUGGUUCGGAAACAAACAGUAACAGUGACAUUGCGGCUUUAUUGCUGGCAGUGUCUCAGAGAUUGGAUUCUCUUAACUCGAGACUUGAUGUUAUCGAAAAGAGGAAUUUUCAGGUGGUUCGAGGCGACUCAAACACCAACUGUAAUGGGACAGUUACGGAGCGUUCAGGAAACACGGGGACGUGUUCCUUGCCAGCGGCUCAGCCUGUCCGCUCCUUUCCUAUCUUUAAUACACAAAAGGAUGCAAGUAUUACUACGCCGACUAUUUUGUCUGAGCAUGACAAUCAGGAAGGUACACUUAUGGGCACGUCAUCACUGUCCGAAUGGAUGAAGAAUACAGGUGAUUUUUUUGUUUUUUUGAAACCUCUUGGAGAUGACAUGCCGGUGUCAGUUGACGGUUCUAACCGUAAAUGUACUGUUGAUAUUAAUGAGAAACUCAAAACCUUAGAUAAUAAGAUUUUGAAAUUAAGGAAGCUGCAACUAGAAACAGCGUACUUUAAACAGUGCCUUAAUGAGAACAUCGUACCCAAGGGUUUGAGGAACAACUUUUCCCCUUCAAACUUGAUUCCAGGGACUGCCUUUUUAAGUGACCUGCAAGCACUUUUUCAAAUGCAGGGGGUACAAUUAAUUGAACUGAUUAUCAAACACUACUCCAUGUACAUUGACGAACUGAUGCAAGAGAUUAACUUGCUUGAUAGAGAGAUUAAAUUUGAUAUUAAUUUCUCUAGAUUCAAGUAUGAUUAUAAUCGUAUAUUUUCGAGCAUCGACUCCUUUAUGAUCAAGUUAAAAAAUAAUAAAUCCAAAAAACUGUCUCGAGAUAGGGCUAUAUAUCAAAAUGACAGAGCCUAUCCGAAACUUAUAGUGAGACAAGGGGAAGCCAAUGAUCUCACUGAUAAAGAACAUAAUAACGAAGGGGAAGAGGAGCAGGUGUCAGCUAGCACUGAUUGCGACAGAGGAGAAAAAGACAACGGUCCUAGGAGAAGCAACAGGAAUCGAAAUAAACCUGGGCAAUCAGUGACGACGAAUGAAGCGCCUACAAAUGCGACUGCGAAUACAGUUCCAAAGCCGUCACAGAUACACAACUCAAAAGGUGACUUCACCAUUUACAAUUUCUCAACUUUGGAACUUGAACCUGAACUAGUAGAAUUGCUAGCUCUGGGGAACACCUUUGUUCCUACUAGAUAUUGUGAUGUUGUUAAAUUACUCAUAGAACUGAAAUGUUACGUGCGAAAACUCAACCUGAAACUGUUAUUCAAUGAUAUGAGUAACAAUGCUAAUAGUGGUUUGAAACUUUCCAGCGUUUUCAACCCUCCAAUACAUGUAGUGUUGAGAAUUUUUGAAAAUGCAUGUGAAUUGGAUAUUAGGAAUAUGGACAGGUUGAGUAACUCUACACGUAACACAUUUAACAUCACAAAAGAACAAAUACAAGCACUUAAUCACUUACGUGACUCUCCGGUUAGGGUCAUCAAACCGGAUAAAGGGGGUGGUCUGGCCAUUUUCGAAAACACUGAUUACACACAGAGAAUGUUAAUGGUCUUAGACUCCCCAGCUUAUGAAAGUGCUUCUCUCAAUACUAUGAAUGGAUCUGUGAACAGAAUUAAAGGGUACUUCAGGGACCUUUUCAUUAAUGAUCGUACCCAAGGGACUGAGUUUUUUUUUAAGUUCCCUAAUGGUGUCCAGGAAGGGCAGCCUUUACAUGCAGAACUAAGUGACUUUUUCAACAAAUCAGGUAUGGAAUUUCUAAAAAUAUUGAUCAAGCACAAUGAAUAUAUUAUGGGAGAACUUAAACCCGUCAUCCUUAAUAUCGACGAAGUAUUAGCAAGACUGCAUGUUUUAAAAGAAAUUAAGUCUGAAUAUGGGAAUGCUUUCCCUUUAAAAGGCUUUUCCAGUGCAGCUAACAAUUUAAUUGCAAGAACUAAUCCAAACUGUUAUCCAGGAGAAAGAGGCGCCUCUUCACGUAAGGGAAGGGCGAACACCUGCGUUGAUUUGCAAACGGAAAAACAACCCCGCACACAUUUUGUUAAUGAAUCACCAAGUCUGGUGGAAGAUAUUGAAUUCAAGGAUACUGUAGAAGAGCUGCUGUUCUAUCCUGCUAAUUAUACUCCUGUUGAGAAUUCUAUUGUUUCAAAAAACUUGGCGUCCUUAGUCGGAGGAGGCCAGGUGCAACGGAGUCUAACAAGAAGCAAGAACAUGAAGAAGGACUAA